This is a messenger RNA of Hyaloscypha bicolor E, 1687 nucleotides long. RefSeq lists its product as uncharacterized. The transcript has 3 exons. The record is from RefSeq and is a predicted model, not a curated record. Gene Ontology annotation, cellular component: membrane. Lineage: Eukaryota; Fungi; Ascomycota; Leotiomycetes; Helotiales; Hyaloscyphaceae. The coding region runs from base 1 to 1563 and encodes 520 amino acids. Gene Ontology annotation, molecular function: sucrose:proton symporter activity.
AUGACUCUGAGGCUCUAUCAGCAGAGAAAUGGUCCGUACCUCAUGUCCCUGGGUUUCAGCAAACCUCUAACGGCCGUCGUCUGGAUUGCUGGUCCACUUACCGGUGUUCUUGGACAACCAUAUUUUGGCCUGUGCAGCGACCAAUGUCGUAUUACCUGGGGCAAGCGAAAAGCUUUCAUUGCGGGUGGUGCCUUGGUCAUUAUUUGUUCUCUACUUGCGCUGGCAUGGGCCGGGGACAUCGUGUAUACGGUUUCAUGGAUUGUGGGCUCAAGGCAGGAUCAUCGCAUCCUGCAAACGAUCACGAUGAUAUCCGCAGCUAUUUUCGUUUGGAUCUUGAAUUUCGCAACACAGCCUCUUCAAUGCGGGCUCCGUGCUCUUAUUGUCGAGAGCUGCCCGCCGGAGCAGAUUGAUAGUGCCAACGCAUGGGCUAGUCGCAUGAUUAGCAUUGGGAGUCUACUCGGCUAUGGUUCUGGCUUCGUGGAUAUCUCUCUCCUGAUGCAUACUGAAGGCGGACAUACACAAUUCAAGGCCCUUUGCGUGCUCGCAACAUGGAGCUUAGCCUUCACGGUUUGUGUGUGCUGCUCUACGAUACGGGAACGGGACCCAAAUCAGGAUGGGCCACCAAGCGUGGAGCUUAAGAGUAUAAUUGGAAAAAUUAAGCACAUAUACGGCAGUAUUUUCAAAAUUCCGCCACUGGUGGCGAUGGUCUGUAAGGCGCAGCUCUGCUCGUGGAUCGGAUGGUUCUCAUUCAUGUACUACAUAACGACGAAUUCUAAUAACCCCAUCAUCUUAGUGAAUCCGCACUUACAAGAAGCAGACUUACAGAACAUCCAGCCUGUGGACCUCGUAGAGGCCCAAAAGAGCGCAAAUCGACAUGGCUCGCUCGCACUGCUCAUGUUCGCAUUUGCUCAACUACUUACCAGCGUGGUAGCCCCCUCUCUAAUCACCAAGCAUCAAUUGGGCCUGUCAAAUCCAACCAUCGCUAAAACAGCACUAUCCCGAUUCCUAUCUCGGCAGCUCCAUACCCCAUGGUCCUCACUAUGUGCCCUUUGGAUGCUCUCGCACGCCAUUUUCGCAGCCUGCAUGUUCAGCACGCUCCUCGUUAGCAGCGUCGUAGGCGCCACCAUCCUUGUUGGGUUCGUAGGCAUCAGUGCCGCGCCGUCGCAGUUUGUGCCUUUCACCCUCAUCAGCCUUAUCCUCUCGUGGCACCAGACCACCUACCGCGCCACUAGGGACCUCACAACAGAUACGCCCACGAGCUACGUGACCCAACCCGGCAUCGUCAUGGGAAUCCACAACAUGUCAAUUGCAGCCCCGCAACUCAUUGCGGCCGUGGGUAGCAGCGCUAUUUUCUGGCUACUUGGUGCCGAUGGCGGGGGUAAAAGCAGGAGCACUGGCUGGGUUCUGCGUGCGGGUGGCAUUGCGGCGCUGGCGGCUAUUUGGAUGACGCUGAAGGUGCAGGAUGGGGCCGAGGAUGAGAACGAAGAUGCAUUGGCGGCCGAGCAAAGCUAUAUGCUGCUUCCUGACACGAUUUCGGAGCUGGACUUGGGAAUGGACCUGUAAAGGGUGUCUUGCCCAGAGAAAUGGAUGUAUAUAUCCCUCACUGCACGGUAACCCCUGUAUAUAAAUCUGCAUUAUCUUCUGCCAUAGAUAAAUCGGAUAACGGAGCUGGAUAGGAUGAUUAGCC